Messenger RNA from Cucumis sativus (cucumber), 1516 nucleotides. Its product is annotated as acylsugar acyltransferase 3. The transcript has 3 exons. The record is from RefSeq and is a predicted model, not a curated record. NCBI's taxonomy places the organism in Eukaryota, Viridiplantae, Streptophyta, Magnoliopsida, Cucurbitales, Cucurbitaceae. The coding region runs from base 93 to 1394 and encodes 433 amino acids.
AUAGUUAGUAAAGAAACCAUCAAGCCUUUAUCUUCAACCCCACCACAACUCAAUAAUCUCCCUCUUAGCCUUUUGAUCAACAAGCCCCUAACAUGUAUAUACAUCUUCUCUAUUUCUACUACAACCACAAUAUAAGCUCCGGCUGCAGCCGGCAGCUGCUGAAAGAUAGCCUCUCAAAGGCCUUGACUUUUUACUAUCCUUUUGCCGGCCACCUUAGAGACGAUGGUAACUCCAUCAACUGCAACGACGUGGGUGCAAUUGUUUCAGAGGCAAAGCUCCGGUGUCCCAUGUCAGAAUUUAUGAACAACUUCAAUUUAGAACGUGAAGAGAUUUUGAAGUUGACUCUUUCGGAUGACAUCAAUGGAAAAGAAAAAAGAUUGAAUCCUUUGUUUUGUGUUCAGUUGACUCAAUUUGAAUGUGGAGGAGAAGUGAUGUAUGUAUUGUGUUCUCACGAAGUUGCGGAUUUGGCUUUCAUUGCUCGUAGCUCCCGCGAAGGCAAUAAUCCACCGACCCUGAUUUGCCCUCCUCAGUUUAAUGGGGCUAGUUUUUUCCCUCCGAAGUUAGAAGGCGGCGGGGAAUUAAAUUCAAGAACAGAAAGACAAUAUGAAAAUGGUGUUAGUUCGAAGAGAUUUGUGUUUAAGGGUUCAAAGAUUGCAAGUCUUAAAGGUAUGGUUUGUGAAAAAGUGGAGAAUCCAACUAGAGUUCAGAUUCUCACUGCCUUCAUCUACAAAGCUGCUGUUUCAGCAAAGGAAUCAGUCACAGGUUUGUUAACUUUAGUUUGGAUCAACUUUAAAUUAAAAAUCAAAGGCAAUGUGGCAGCAACAAUUCUACUUCAAAUCAUCAACUUACGAAACAGAGUGGAUCCGCCAUUGCCGGCGACAUUAUCAGGAAAUGUAAUCUCUUGGUUCAUAGGAUUGUCGAGGAUGCCGGAGAAGAAGGAAAUGGAGCUAUGGAACUUAGUGGGUGAGACGAAGAGAAACUUUGAAGAGUUCUGCAAAACGUUUCCAACAAAUUACAGAGCUGAAGAAUGGGGUUUGCUUCACAAAUUACAUGCCAAAGAAUCAAUGGAAGACAGGAUGAUAAAUCAAGAGGAUCAUAAUUUGUAUACAUGUAGUAGUUGGUGUAAAUUUCCAAUUUACGAAGCGGAUUUUGGAAGGGGGAAACCUGUAUGGAUCACUGUACCUGAGUUUCCAUGGAAGAAUAUGAUUUUGUUGAUGGAUUCCAAAGAUGGUGAAGGGAUUGAGGCCAUAGUCAGCUUAGACAAGAAGGAAAUGGAGGUUUUUCUGCAAAAUCAACAGCUUCUCUCAUUUUGUGAACUCAUAACUUCCACCUCAAAUGCUUUUCUAGAUUACAGGGAAAUCAAAUCAAAUCAAAUCAUACACCAUGAUUAUUGAUGAUUUAUGUUGGUACUUUAAGAAAACUUAUCUUAGAUUUUUCAAGAUUGGGGUGUUAUGAUUUGAUUUUAAUUACUCCAUUAUUUUCAAUGAAAAAUCAACUAUUAUUAGUACAAAAAAAA